This is a messenger RNA of Chelonus insularis, 3898 nucleotides long. Its product is annotated as AT-rich interactive domain-containing protein 4B-like. The transcript has 6 exons. The coding region runs from base 252 to 3830 and encodes 1192 amino acids. NCBI's taxonomy places the organism in Eukaryota, Metazoa, Arthropoda, Insecta, Hymenoptera, Braconidae. The record is from RefSeq and is a predicted model, not a curated record.
CCAAAGAAAUAUUUAAAAAUAUGGAUACUUUGAUUGUAAUGAGUCUUUUAUUUAUUUUUCUCUUGCAUCUUUAAUUGCUAUACUACUAGCGCCUCUAGUAUUAGAAUCUGAUCACUUCAGAUUUCUCUUCUCAUUGUUGUACACAAUUUAAGGUUAUAGUAUAGUUGAAAAAAACAUAACGUGUGGUUUUGGAAAAAGUAAUAAAUGUAAUUUUAGUAUUAAUUAAUCAUUUAUUUAAUUGCAUUUCGAAAAUGGCUGAAGACACAGAAGUCUUACCAGAUAAUACAAAACAUAUUGAAGAAGUUGUAGAAGAAGCAUCAUACAUCGAAGAGGAAAAAGUUGAAAAAAUUCAAAAUGCCGAAUCGUCAAUGCUUGAAGACGAAACAAUGCCUACCUAUCUAAGUAUAACAAGUAUUACAGCUUCACCGAAACCAAAUGAUUCAAAAGCUCUUCCUGAAAAUUCUAGUCCUCGGAGUGUAACUCAGGACGAAAAAAGUGUCUAUGAUGUUUCCUCAGAAGACGAAAGUGAUAGACCAGCAUAUGAUGGAGAACAUGAUGAUGGUGGCUAUGGAGAUAGUGAUGAUUUUGAGCAAGAAGAAGAAAGUGACGAUGAAGAAAAUGAUGAUGAAGAUGAAGAAACAGAAAUAGAUGAAGAAAAUGAUGAUGAUGAUAUUGAACCAGAACAAUUUGAAAGAUCAUCUGAUGACUAUGUUCUAAAAAGUUCAGCAGCAGGGUUAAAUAAACAUUGCAAAGAACGUAGUAGAUCACUUCAAGAUCUUUCAAGUACCGGAAAAAGAUCAGGAAAGAUGAAUUGUAAAAAGCAAAUGAUUUUAGUCGGUUCCGAGUAUGAAACAGGAGUUAUGAAAGAAAACCCUCUUUAUAAACCGGUUUUUUAUUCUAAACAAAUUUUACUUCCAUCAAUAAAAUAUAACAACAUUCCAAUGAAAGUCAAACGAUAUAUCGAGGAUCUUAAAGAUUUUACUCACAAUUCUGAUGAACAAAAAAGUCAUGAGAAACCAACCACUGUUCAUGAAAUCUCAAUGGGAAAUUAUAACAUGAAAGAAAUGAACCAAGACGACAAUAAUUUAAUUAUGAAUUUACAAACACGGUGCUUACAAGAUCGUAACGAUCGUAGAACCCCUACUAUAAAAUCUAGAGAAUCACCUAGUCUUACAGAAGUAAAUAUAAAUAAUCAUGUGAUAGAAAAUGGUGUGGAAAUGCAUGUAUUUGAUGUGAAGGAUAGUUAUAAUAGAUCAAAUGAAUUACAAAUGGAAGUAGAUUUAGAAGAGGAUCAUGUUAAAGAUGUAAAUUAUAAUGAACAAAUUGAAAAAUUAAAUGGAAAAGUAAAACAUGAUAAAGAAAAUAUAAGAAAAAUGACAAUGAACUAUAAAGAAACUGAAAAAAAAGAACCAGAAGAUUUGAUAAAGAGUGAAAAACAAGGAACAAAAAUGCCAAAUCUUCAAACAAUAUCUAAUAGAAAUUUUACAAAUAAAAAUACUCGAGAAAAUCAUAGAAUGGAAGAACCGAAAGUAAAUAAAGAUCAAAUUGAAUACAUUGUUGACAAUGAAACAAUGAUAAAGCCAAUGAAUAUCACCUCUAUAAUUGAAGCACAUAAUGCUAAAAAAAUAAUGAUUGAUGAAACAAUGAUGGCAGAGUUAAGAAAAAAAGAAAUUGAAUGUGAAGAAAAAUCUUCAGAGAUAAUGAUUCUUCAAUCUCAGUUAAAUAACAAAGAGCAAGAAUUUGAAAAAAUAGGCAAAGAAUAUCGGAAAGUCGUGGAUAUGAUUUCGGAAUUAAAAAAAGAACGAGAAAAUUUGAAACAGAUGUUAGAAAAAUUAGAGAACGAGAAAAAAUCUAGAACAGUUCAAGAGGUAGCGGUACAGACUGAAGAUCAACCAAAAACUAUGAUUCAUACAAGUACAAAAACUCAAUUGCAACCUUCGAGUGCGAAAAUAUCUAUGAGCUCAAUUGGAUCGACUUUAAGCUCAAUUGAACAAUGGACUGCAAGUGAUUAUAGCCCAGUUGUAUCAAUGAAUCCACCAACUAUUGGAAAUAUUAUCAAUUCUGAUACUAGCACUGCUGUAAAUACACCAAAAAAUAAAACUACAGCAAAUUCUCCUCGAACAGUGCUUACCACUACACGGAUUAUACAAGCUCUUGCUUCCCUCACACCUGGAAAAACUGAUGAAAACGUUGGAGGACAAUUGCCUAACGUUCAAGGUCAGUCAGAAGAGACAAAUACUCCUUUAAUGCAAAAGGAAUCGAAUUCUCGCAAAAGAAAAGCCUCAGAAACAUUUGAAUCAUCUGCUUGUGGAUCUAAACCAUUUAAAAUCCCUUUCAUAUCUAUCAACAAUCGAAGAAAAUUCAAUUCCAAUUCUGACACAGAUGCUGCUGGUGAACCAUCUGGAUCAUCUCGAUGCGGAUUAACAGAAAAUGAUGGAGUCAAUAGAAUUCAGAAGAAAAAACAAGAAAAUGAUAAUAACGAAGAUGAUGAUGUCAAAUGUAUUGUUUGGCAUGAAAAUGGGCAAUCUAAACAACGAAGUUGCUUAAUACAAGCUUCAAUAGCAGAAGAUUCUCCAAAAACCAAAGGACAAGUUCGACAUUGCGGACCUUAUCUUCUUGGUAAUGUUGAAGUUAGAAUAUCUGAGGCUAAUGGAACACUAAACAUUUGGGGAAAAGAGAUUAACUCUGUAGAAGAUCAAUCCGACAAUUCCGAUGAGUGUUUAUCAGAUAAAAUAAACAUUGAAAGUCUAUGGUCAAAAGCAUCCAGUGAAAAGAUGGAUUAUAUUCCAUGUUCAAAAAACAAAAAAGCUAAGACUGCCUCAUCCGUAAAAGCUAGUAUUUGUCGACAUUUAAGGUCCAUCAUAAAUCGAACUCCAUCUCCGGUAAAUCAUUGCUCAGAAGAGGAAAUAAGUGGGACACCAAACCAUCACCAUUGUGGCAAUUCCACUUGUGGAUUUAAAGAAAUAAAUAAAUCAAAAAAUCUUCAGAAAUCGUUCGCUUCAUCUUGCGAGUCUCAUUUCAAUAAUUUAAAUUCGCCAGAUAAACAAUUUUGCUGUCUUCAUAAAGGUGAAGAGAGUGUUGGAGAAUGUGGAUUUAAAAAGGAUGAAGGAAUGACCGAUAAUAUCCACUAUCUGUAUGAUAUGACUCGUACAAUAAUUGGUCAAGAUUCAAAAUCCACAAUUAAUCCGAUAAACAACAAAACUUAUAAUUGUUAUAAAAGUCACAUGCCAUGUGAAGAAAAUUCCGAAAAUUAUUGUAGGCGCUCAUCGUUAAUACAUCAGUGUAAUUUAAACAGUGAAACUGAAGACUCUUAUCCUCGAAAUUAUAAAAGAUCGUGUUAUCAUUCUCCAGAAAUAAUUAAUCGUAACCCACAAGUAAGGAAUGAUGACAGUGAUUUGCAUAUGUGUGGAGCAAGUUGCCCUGACGAAGAAGUCUUUCUACCUCCGAGGUUCCCAGAAGUUUUGGAGGAAAAAAAGAAUCGAUAUCGAAGCAAACGUGUCCGAACUCUAAUGGAAUUCUUUAAAGGCUGUAGUGACUGCAAAAAUCCUCAUACUACUAGUUUUGAUAGUAGUCAUAUCCCCGAAACUAUAUCUACAAAUACUAGAUCCAUUCCAACUAUUCGAAUUGAUUCAGCACCUUCCAAUUUAUCAUGCCCAAAACAAUCAUCUAACAACAGUUCCGAUAAAAAGUGUUGCAGCUGCAAGAAACAUGUUGGUGUACCAACAGACAUUGAAGCUGAACUCGCAGAGUUCCGCGUUGCAAUUACGAACCUUAAUUCAAAGUCAGAUGCUCUACGAGAAAUGCUUAGUCGUGUAUUGAAUACUGAUUAAGUAUAUAUACAUAUACAUAGAUAUAAAUCAAUAUAAAUAAAUAGAAAUGAAAAGUCACCUAAUUUAAA